CAUAUCCUCUCGGACCCGCCUGACGAGUUGCGAGGCGUCUUACGACUGCACUUUGCCCGCCUCCCGCACUUCAUUCAUAAAGCUGUCCUCGUCUCCAGACUGGAAGAUCCAGUAAUUGCCAACGCCCGCGUUGGCAAUCAGGCCGCCACCGAAUCCAACGAUCGGCGUUGGAGAGCUGUGACGCGUCUUGUCCUUCAUGGUUCCCAAAUCAUGCGGGCCCCAGCCCACGACGUGUUUGAUUUCCUCCCGGCUCUUCUCAUCCGAUCCAAACCCCAGCAAUUGCGUCUGGAGACAGCCGAGCACGGCGACGCCCGCCCGGAUGAUGAUCCGAUCGCCCUCAAACACCCAGCAAUCCCACACACGACACAGGCGCUCCAAGUCCAGCCCGUUCGUGAAGAGAGAUCGGAACAUUGGCUCCCAGAUAUCCUCAUCCGACAGCCGGAGUGUCUCAUAGAGAUGGCUGUAUAG
Molecule: messenger RNA, 468 nt
Organism: Rasamsonia emersonii CBS 393.64
Lineage: Eukaryota; Fungi; Ascomycota; Eurotiomycetes; Eurotiales; Trichocomaceae
Exons: 1
Source: RefSeq, a predicted model, not a curated record